This is a messenger RNA of Sordaria macrospora k-hell, 1851 nucleotides long. NCBI's taxonomy places the organism in Eukaryota, Fungi, Ascomycota, Sordariomycetes, Sordariales, Sordariaceae. The record is from RefSeq and is a predicted model, not a curated record.
AUGGGAGGAGGCAUCCUCGGCUUCAUUCGAAGCAUCUACCAGCUAGACACGCUCGACACGCGAUUCACAACACCUUCGUCCAUUCCAUACAAACUUGCGGCCGAGACGAGGAAAGAUCCAAUUGGAGCACAAGAGGGCGGUUUGGGCAAAGGGAAAAGAGCAGAGAGGUCAAAAUGGAGCACACCCGAGUUCUACCUAUACUACCUGAUGUUCUUGAUUGCAGUUCCCUACAUGUUCUGGGUACCAUUUGAAGUCUCCAGGGAAUCCGAUCCAAGAUAUCCAAAGUUCCAGCGCUAUCUGUCAGAAGGAUGGAUGCUGGGUCGCAAAGUGGAUGUGUCGGACAGCCAACUAAAAACCAUUCGGGGCAAGAUUCCGCACAUCUUUGGACUACUCGUUGUUCAACCGCUCUUGCGCCGAGUUUGGAACCUCUUCAAGCCCGCACGGCUUGAACCUGGUGUCUCGGAAACUUCGCCCAGAGCUGCCGAGGCAAGGCUGGAGCAGCGCAUUUCAUUUGAUGCCUUCUUUGGUGCCAUUCUCCUCACAGUCCUCCAUGGAACCAGCGGACUCAAAAUCUUUGGUCUUUUGUGGCUGAACUACCAAGUCGCAACGAGGCUCCCGAGAAAGGUUGUUCCAUGGGCGACAUGGAUUUUCAACCUUUACAUCCUAGUGACUAUGAAGGUCUAUGAUGGUUACAGAUUCAAGACAUUCGUGGACUUGAUUCCCUUUGCACCUGACAGCCUACUUGAUCUUGCUUCCUGGAUGGACAAUCAACAAGGACUCCUGAACCGGUGGCACAUUCUGUUCAACAUCACCAUUCUCCGGCUGAUCAGCUUCAACCUCGAUUAUGCCUGGAUGACGGACAGACAGGGCGGCAGUCCCAUUGAGAAGCAACUAGACCCUGCCAACCUUUCCGAACGCGACCGAGUCGGUACUCCUGCGCCCAAGAGCAACUACUCCUUCCGCAAUUACUUCGCCUACUCCAUCUACGCCCCCCUAUACCUUGCGGGUCCGAUUCUGACUUUCAACGACUACAUCUCGCAAUGCCGGUACAAGUCCGCCAGCAUCGAGCUCUCGCGCACCAUCAAGUACGGAAUCCGCUGCCUGCUCGUGCUCCUCGCCAUGGAGUUCGUGCUGCACUUCAACUAUGCCAACGCCAUCUCCAACGCUCGCCCGGACUGGUCUUCGUACACGCCCGCGCAGAUUGCUCUGCUCUCGUUCUUUAAGCUGCAUAUCAUCUGGCUGAAGCUGCUGGUCCCCUGGCGUCUCUUCCGCUUCUGGGCCCUGGUGGACGGCAUCGACCCGCCCGAGAACAUGCUGCGGUGCGUGAGCGACAACUACAGCACCCUGUCCUUCUGGCGCUCCUGGCACCGCUCCUUUUACCGAUGGACACUCCGCUAUAUCUAUAUCCCGCUCGGCGGGUCCAACUUUAGGACGCUCGCCAGCUCGGCUUACUCCGUCGUCACUUACCUGGCUGUGUUUAUGUUCGUGGCUAUCUGGCACGACGUGGACUUCCAAUUGCUUGUGUGGAGUUGGCUUAUUGUUGCAUUCUUCCUGCCUGAGAUCGCGGCCGGUUAUCUGUUCCCGCGCAGGAAGUGGGAGGGCAGGCCGACGGCGUACAGGAUGCUGUGCUGCGUGGGCGCGGUGGGCAACGUGUUGAUGAUGAUCAGCGCGAACGUGGUGGGCUUUGGUGGUGGUGUUGAUGCCAUGAAGGCUCUCUGGGAGGGUCUGUUCAGAGGAUUAACUGGCAUCUCUUUCCUCACGGGCUCCUGCAUUGCCCUGUUUGUGGGCAUUCAGGUCAUGUUUGAGAUCAGACAGUCGGAGCUGAGAAAGGGUAUUGAUUUGAAGUGCUGA